UUUCCAUGUAGAAAUGUUCUUGACCACCCAUAUACAGCUCACCUGUGAGACAUGUAAAAGAAUUAUAACACGCAUUGCAUAAAAAAAGUCUAAGAACAGUUCAAAAAAACAUUCUAUAUGGAGAGAUUCGAAUGAGAUUCAGAUCCAGUCCAAACCCUCCAAUAUGUGGUCUGCGUUCUCAAAGCCUUUUUCCACAUUUCCUCUUUCCAGUUUUCUCUUUGGGUCAAAGAAUGACUGGUGUUUAAUGGCCUCCUAAAUGAAAAUAAAGAUGUUUUAAUAGGAUUAGAGGAAUGUGCUGCUUCUCAACUUUUGUUUAGCACUCCAUUAUGAAGUGUUUUCUGAAUAUGAUUUGGUUUAUAAAUACCUCUAUAGUGAAAAAGACAGGUUGGAUAUCCUGGUAAGUUAUGGUCACUUGUUCGGCUGCUCGUUUGGCUUGUUCUCUGGUUUCAGCCACAAUGGCGCCAAUAAUUUGCCCUACACAGAUGACCUGGAAAAGAGCAAACAGAGAAGACAAGAUUGACUAAGAAGUAGUAACAUGGAUAUAGUAAGACCUGAAACAUCUAGUAAAAGAUAGGAAUCAUUUAGGACUCAGAUGUUUCUUUAACCAGAGUAUGUUUAUUGUGAUACCUCCUCUUCUGCGAAAAGCUCCUCUGGGUUGUUAAACCAAAGUCUUCGAUUCUGACCAGGAACAUCCUUGGCAGAGAUGAAGGUAACCACUCCAGACAUGGCUAGAGCCAGUGAUGCAUCUAUAGAGCUGAAGAUAAGGUUUAUAAAAGGUGAUGUGGAAUCCCAAAGAAAUUGAAAACUGACAAGUCCAUACACUUGUUGGAUGAAUUAGUUAACAAGCUGGGGGUACCACCCUUCAUUCUCCAAGGAUUUGGACUUAACAGAGAGUGCACUCCCUUUAGUUACACACAUUAGUCUCUGGACACUGAGACCCUACCCAUAAUCCCCCACUAGACCCACCUACUCAGGUGAAUAUAAAGUCCAGGUCUGACAGCACAAAGACACCAAAGCUCAGGACAGGAGCAUCCUGAACAUCUCUACACACUGAGACAACAUGGACACAAGAGCCUCCCUCUCCAUUCUGCUGCUGCUGUUUGGCGUCUCACAUGCGUCUCCUCUCAUGGAGGAAAGAUUUGAAGGAGUGUUUGUAUCAGAGCCUGAACCUCUGGACAUCACUACAAGAAUUUUGGAGACCAACAAUGGGUCUUCUGAAGUCUUGAUUGAAGGAGAUCUGCUGUUUCCCAAAACCAGAAAUGCUCUCUACUGCUUAAACAACAACUGUUUCUGGAAGAAAAACGCCAACAACAUAGUGGAGAUCCCUUACAUAGUGAGCAGUGAAUUCUCCUAUUAUGACAGAACAGUGAUUGCGAACGCCAUGUCCACCUUUCACUCCAAGACCUGCAUCCGCUUUGUGGCCAGAUCAACUCAGACCGACUACAUCAGUAUUGAGAACAAAGAUGGGUGCUACUCUUCUCUUGGUAGAACUGGUGGCAAACAGGUGGUCUCCCUCAACAGGUACGGCUGUGUGUAUCAAGGCAUCGUUCAGCACGAGCUCAAUCACGCCCUGGGCUUCUACCACGAGCAAACCAGGAGCGAUCGCGACCAGUACGUCAAGAUCAACUGGGAGAAUAUCUCUCCUGAUAUGGCCUACAACUUCCAGAAACAAAACACCAACAACCAAAACACUCCAUACGACUACGGCUCCGUCAUGCACUAUGGAAGAACAGCCUUCUCCAUCCAGCCCGGACUGGAAACCAUCACUCCCAUUCCUGAUGGGACGGUGGAAAUCGGACAGAGGCAGGGAAUGUCCAACACUGACAUCCUGAGGAUCAACAAGCUGUAUGGAUGCUGAAGAUGAGGAAGAUGCACAAUAUUUAAUAUAGUAAAUGUGUAGAUGAAUAUUGGUUUGAAGUUAUGUCUUUGUCUUUUUAUGGUGUUGAAUUUCUGAAAGGUGUGUUGGGAAAAAUAAA
This is a messenger RNA of Labeo rohita (rohu), 1976 nucleotides long. RefSeq names its product hatching enzyme 1.2-like. Gene Ontology annotation, biological process: proteolysis. The record is from RefSeq and is a predicted model, not a curated record. The coding region runs from base 1061 to 1858 and encodes 265 amino acids. NCBI's taxonomy places the organism in Eukaryota, Metazoa, Chordata, Actinopteri, Cypriniformes, Cyprinidae. The transcript is spliced from 5 exons. Gene Ontology annotation, molecular function: zinc ion binding; metalloendopeptidase activity.